UCAAUUUCAGAGACGCAGCAACUUCCCAUCUGUUCGCACUAGCUCAGACAUGCAACCUUUGUACAUAGAUAUAUUAUAUAGCGACUGACACGACAAUAACGGGGUGAAAGGGAAGGUAGUGUGUGUGACAUUGUGUAUUGUAAAGGGCUGCCACCAACUCAAGAAAGGCCAAGUUAAUCUCACAUCUGAAGUGUAUGUGGACUUUGUGAGUGAUAUUAUUUUAUGAAAUUAAAUGAGGUUAUUUUAUCCUAAAUGUGUUCCAGUUGUAUCCCAAUGUAUAAAAAACAUUGUUUUUUGUUUUUAGACACUAUUUAUAUCAUAUUAUUAUGAUUUUUAGAUUAAUUUGAAGUUGUAUGGUUUAUGGUUCCCUACUUAGAGUCCUUAUAAUCCCGUAAGUACAGUUAAAGGCCACAUACUAAGCCUAACUAGAUUAAACUAACUCAACGUAACCAAAUUAUUAUUAUUCAAUAUGAUUCUAUAUACUAAAUAAAUUACAGGUGAGUCAAAGUUAAGUAUACAGUAUUUUCAAGUCAAGCGAUCGGUUAAUUGUACCUAUUUACAUUUCACUCGCUGUUCGGAAUAGCCUAGAUUUGUGCUAGGGCCAGCCCUUGAGCGAGCACGAACGUAAAUUUAAUAUCCGGUCGAGUAGAUACCGACCGAGAAGCGAUGCGCUUGUGUUUAGCGGAUCGGCACUAGUUAGGUACUACAUUACUUACAUUAUUUUUCUUUAACUCAGCUACCUACCUAUAAUGCUUAAAACCACAAGAACCCGUCGCUAAAAAGACACCGUCACACAUUUAAGCUCUCAUUUUACAACGACAACAUAAUGUAAUAACAUGACUCUUAAGAUGACGUUCGGAUUCAGACUGCACCAGUAUUGCAGCGCGACAUUACCGACUGCAUUACUGCUGCUAAUGCCAAAAUCGAUGUUGCAGCACGGGAUUUUGACAAAUGCGGCAGCAAUUCAGUCGGCAGUAAUGUCACAGUAAUGUACUGGUGCAGUCUGAACCCGAACGUCACCUUUAGCAUGAACAUUCAAAUAAUAUAUAAGAGUAUCUAUGUGUGGUAAGUAAGUUUUCGUUGCUAAAAAAUGUAAAAUACAAAUAAAAUAAAGUGAGCAGAAGUAAUACUAAGUGUAGGUACGAGUACCUACCAAUGUGUUACUUAAAUGUUCAUGCCAACAUUCAUGAUGUUUCAGCAUGUCGUUUUAAGAUGAGAACAUAGCAUCGAUUAAAGAUAAUGUUAGGUGGAGGUACUUCCCAGCUGGGCUCUGCUCAACGAAGGUCCAUAGGCUACGACGACUGCUUACCAUCAGACGGGCCAUAUGCUUGUUUGCACUCGACGUAAUAUAAAAAAAAAAUACAAUAAUGGAAGGAUGUCAUAAAAUUUUAUUUUUAAUUUUCGUUUGCCUCUUUAAUGCAAACAGGCGGACUUACAAAUUACUUAAGAUUAUUUUGUUGUAUGUAAUAGUAGGUCCUCAUGCAGGAAGUGGCAGGAACUUCAUCAGUCCUUCCGGGUCCGUCGGUCAGUUCGGGAAACUUAUAUGCAGGGAUAAGCUUUUAAAUUGAAAUAUACGAACGCUUUAUUUACAUAAUAGAUACCUAUAUACAAAGGUAUUACAGUAACUGUACAAAUACUAAACUAAAUUAAUAACUAGCUUAAAAUAGGUCCUUCGGGUAUUGUACCAAGGAUGCUGGUGGCAUUUCCUCGUUGUAUCGCGAUGCUGAUACGUUGUGUUGUGCGAGGAAGCCGCCAGCUCUUCGGUCACCAGUUACGGCAACCAGACGCUUCUCGAUUUCUGCAAUAAACUUGUGCGCGCUGACACCCCAUGAACCUAGAGUUUCAACGCCAAUUGGUACAAAAUGUUACUCUCUAACGCGGCUCUUAUAUUAAAAACAAACAUCUGAAUGUGACUGUAACUACACGUAUGUACACAACAUAAUUAGAAAGUUAAAAGUAGAUUGUUAACUAAGUAUUAGUAAAAUGGUGCCUUUCACCUGGGUUAAACACUCUAAUAUUCAUUUCCAAUACGAGUAAAGUAAAAAAAGAACUAAGUAUAAACUUUACAUGUUACUUCUUAAGGGUACCUACUUUUAAUUAAUAAUGUAGGUAAUAGUAUCGUUAUAUGGAAUGGGGCGUUAAAUAUUAGAAUGGAAAUUGUCCAACAAAUCCACUGAAACUCAAAUGUUGAUUGCUUGUCGUAAAAAAAAAGUGCUUGGAAAAUAAAAUUCUCUACUGUAGAAACGUAUCACUUUCUGCACACUUCAUAGAACAACAAUUACCUACCUCAUUUCAUAGCAUGAGAAAUGCAAAUAAUUUUUCAACGGUACCCUAACAAUCUAACUCAAAGCCACUUCUCACCAAAAUGAAUACUAUCACCAAUUAAACUGCAAACUGUCAGAAAAAUAUGAUUUACCAGUUAAGUUGAACAAUAAGUAAAACGUUUACCCUCUAAGUCCCGAGCUCCCAAGGGGGAGGGGGGCGGAGGGAGCGAUAUUCAAAUUGCGAACAUUUCAUUUUAACGCUUGUGAAGAUAUUCGCCCGCUCCCACGCUUGGGAGGCGAGGCUAAUCUGGGGCGAUGUCGAUAUCGAUAGAAAACUUUUUUGUUUUUAACACCCAACGCAAAAAGAGGGUUGUUAUAUUAUGUUUGACACCAAUGUCUGUCUGUCAUUCUGUUUGUCUGUCUGUGGCAUCGUAGCUCUCCAACGAAUGGACCGAUUUCGAUGCGGUUUCGUAACGUGAAAGCAAGUUUUCUUGCGUGGUUCUUAGCUAUCUUAGAAAUCGAUCAAGCAGUUUGAAAAGUAUCAGCUCUUUUCUUACAGCUUACAUAAUUUUGUGUAAGGCGAUUUUGGCAUAAAAUGAUUUUUUUGUUAACAUAUACCUAACAUAGGGUUUUUUUAGUUUAAUAGUUAUUACUUAAUAUUCUUGCACUUGCUCGCUUCAUUUCCUAACUAAUUUGGUGCUUUAAAACCUAAUAAGUACCUUCUUCCUCGCGUUGUCCCGGCAUUUUGCCACGGCUCAUGGGAGCCUGGGGUCCGCUUGACAACUAAUCCCAAGAUUUGGCGUAGGCACUAGUUUUUACGAAAGCGACUGCCAUCUGACCUUCCAACCCAGAGGGUAAACUAGGCCUAGUUAGGAUUAGUCCAGUUUCCUCACGAUGUUUUCCUUCACCGAAAAGCGACUGGUAAAUAUUAAAUGAUAUUUCUUACAUAAGUUCCGAAAAACUCAUUGGUAGGUACGAGCCGGGGUUUGAACCCGCGACCUCCGGAUUGCAAGUCGCACGCUCUUACCGCUAGGCCACCAGCGCUUCUUUAAAACCUAAUAAGUACCGAAAUAUUUAUUGUUAAUUAAAUCUUAACGAAAGUUUAGAUUUAGAUGCCAACUGAUAUCUAAACUUUCGUCGCUGAAACUGUUAAAUAACCACAACAAGAAUAAAAUAUAAGAUGAUAUAAAAAAGGUAGGUCCACUUUCACGGUAUUUUUUUUUUUUGAGAAAUGAAACAUUUUACGAAUCGUUUAUUUGCUGUUAGUCUGAUUAGGCAACUUUUAAUAAGCGUCCCUUCUUUCGUAUCUUACGAAAUCACCGUCAUGUCGUUUCAUAAAAUCCAACCCUUGUUAGAAAAUUCGUUGAUAGUAAUACAGGCUUGUUACGUUUUCACACUAAAAAAAGAAUUAGGUACGAAGUUUGUUUAGACUAUAAUCUGCGAGAGAUGUGGAAGACCAAAUAAUCAUUUAAAAAAUAUAUAUUCGAGUAGACUAGACAUGAAACGUUGUCCCCUCCCUAAUGCCAAGUUGAGACGUUUGCGAAAUGUGGAUAUUUCACGAAUUGAUCGUUCCACUGCGGAAUUCUCAUUUGCGCCUCGCCUCCCGCCGACCCCGCACCUGAGGGUAGAGGGGGUUCACACCAAUAUUGAGUGCUUUACACUAAGUAGAAACUUAUAAGUACCUACCUGACAAGUAUAGGUAACCUAUAUUAUUUUAACAGCUAUUCGUGUCUAGAACAAUCUUAUUACAACUAUAGGGGCCGUGCGCGUUGGAGGGUCUGCCAUCUUGUGGCCUGAAUCGGAACCAUAAACAUGUACAUUUACACGUCACGUGUUUUCUUGUGCAUAGUAGGUUCUGCCAUCUUGUGGGCUACAUCGGAACAAUAAACAUCAAAUUCACGCCUCGCGCCAAAAAUCUGACGGCUCCUGUGCUGCCUCCUACAGUUCAUGCACGCUCCCUAUAAUAUAUGUGGUAAAUUACUGUUGAUUGGAAGAGGAAAGACGUUUAUUUAACAUCACAAUUUGGAAAACAUAAUAUAAGAUAAACACACAAAUUUCACGCUAAACAGGAUCCCCUAUCAGAAUAUUGCCACGGCAAACCAUGGCGCUGAUUUUCAGUGGAGACCUAACUAAAGUAAGCUAAACUAGAAACUAAUACUAAACCAGUGCUGAUGCACACGUCAAAAUGAAAUAACAUAUUGAAAUAAUAAUUUCUCUGGGUGGCGAUGAAUCACGGUGUACUAUUUUUCUUUUAAUAAUUUAGGGUAGAUUUUAUUUCUCAAUAUGACAACACCAUGUCAAACACACACUGCACAAGGUACAAUGUGCGGUGAUCAACACAUUAAUAGGGUAAUUGACUGACUAGUCAAAUCAGUUUCUUUUUCCAACUGUUAAAACUAUUGAAUUGUCAGGACGAAUAUACACAGUGGAAAAAUUUAAAGACCCUGGAGGAAAAGUGUUUUUUUAAGUUAGCUCAUUUUACUUCAAAGACACAUUUUAUUUUAAAGAAGAAACAAAACUCUAUUCAAGUAUUUUUUUAAUUCGCUUGUCGCACCCGAGAGAUCGAACCGACUAAAAUUAACCGCACAAAAUACAUUUAUAAAUCUGUUACUAAUACUAAUAUGGAUGUUAUAUUGAACCUGAAUGAUCCCUCAUGAGUAUGAGUAAAGGCUCACCCAGCUUAUACAACACAGAGUAUUUCUACAUAAUACCUGCUCAUAAAACACUCGAUCCUCGAGCUCUCGAAUUCUCAACGCACCCUGUACACGAUCAGCUUACAAGCAGAUAUUCAAUUCGUUUUAUACAUUAAUAAUUAUACCACCCCUCUCCCCCGUCUUCUCCUCUCAUUGUAAUUUAAAUCGAAUUCCCGACAAGCAAAUGGAAAUAUUUCAAUUUGGAAUAUUUCAAUUUGGCACCUCCGCCGUUCGAAUUUCGAAUCGCGAAUUAAAUAACCGUUACUUACGAGGCUGGUGGAUUUAGAUUUAAAACGAUUAUUUUGUUUAAACUUUUAUUUACUAAUUAAUAUUUUUAAUUUGAAACCUUUAUUAAAAUUUACUGGUCUGUUGAAAUGGUAAACCCGGAAUCAAUCCAGGCAGUGUCCCCACUUAGCAAUAAGAAAAGUUUAUCUACAAAGGAACCUGUAUAAUUAUCUAAUCAAAUUUGAUUAGAUACUUUCAAGCCUCUAUUCUAGAUCGACUAAGACGUGCAAAUGUUUUAGGUUUUGCAUCCCUUGUAAUAUCAUUCGUUUUUCUUUUACCUUGUCCCAUCCCAUUAGUAUUUCGUAUUACUUAGUAGAUAUGAACGUUGUUCUUAAAAUAUGGCAUGAAUUUGCUCAUUGUAUUCAACUGUAUUGUAAAGAGAACGCUUGGCUUACUUCCACAUCCUAUAUUAAUAACUAAGAAUUGUUAACUGUCAUUUACUACACUACUUAUAAUGUCUUAAUAAUUCCCACGUCUAGUUUAAUCUGUGUUGACAGCUUUUUACUAUAAAAUAGAAAUAUAAUAUGGACCCAGAACACGUAUGUCAAGAUGCAUCAGGAAGAUAGUUAUGCAUACUCAACGGAACAGUAUCGCUCAAUCUCGCCAACAUUAUGUCCCAUUCAGCACAUUAAAGCGCACAGCCUAAACAAUUAAACAAAAACCUCAACAAUAAAUAUUAAAAAGAAGCGGAAUCCUCGACGCGAAUAACAAACAUAAUUGUUUUUUUGUGCCUCAUUCAAUAGAGCUUUGUCCGGUAAUACAAAAACUGGUUCUCAAAAAAGUCACCUUUAUAAAUUAAGUUUCAGCAUUUGUGAACACCAAUCACAGCUCAGAGGCGGGGUUGCGCUAACCCCUCAUUGGCGCUCCCGACGCUCUCAUCUGUCUACAUUUUAUAUAACCGGAUGAUACAACAUAUACAGUUAACACUAUAGAGGAAGCGGGACGGCACUAUGUUGGAGACAGUGUGUCGCUUCGCACUCGCGCCGUCUCACUCGCGCCAUACUGUCAGUUUGUUCGCCGAAAAUGAAGCAACAGUGUUGGCAACACUCGCGACGAGAGCGCGCCUCAACAGUUGCGCGAUCCACGUUUGAAAAUUCGAGUGGAUUUCGAAUUCGGAACUUUUUAAUUUUGGUGUUCAAUCGUCAAUGGACUUGAUAUUUUUUUCAUAGUGUAGCGAUGUGCAUGGUAGUAUUUUGAGUGUGUUAUAUUAAAGUCGUGUGAUGGAGAUGUCGCUGCCGAACGGCGUGGACGUGUCGCAGCUGGUGCAGCACCCCGUGCUGGCCGCCUUGCCACCCUUCUUCCUCAGAGCUUCAGAGAGAUAUCAGCGGACGCCGAAGUGCGCGCGGUGCCGCAACCACGGCGUGGUGUCAGCGCUGAAGGGCCACAAGCGCUACUGCCGAUGGCGCGACUGUGUGUGCGCCAAGUGCACGCUCAUAGCCGAGCGGCAGCGCGUCAUGGCAGCACAGGUCGCGUUACGACGGCAGCAAGCUCAAGAAGAGAACGAGGCGCGGGAGCUGAACCUUCUGUACACAGGACAGCCGCCUGCGCCGCACCACUACGAUAUGCCCGAUGACUCGCCUGCUCAGAAGCGUGCGCGGAUCACAGAGGUGUGCUCCAGCCCCUCGCCUUCCACGGACCAGCAGCCUGAGUCCAAGUCUCCUCCGCAAACCCCGCCGCUUACCACCCCUCCCCCGCGCUCGCCUUCGGACCACGAGCUCAACGUUGAAGAAGAACUCGAGGACCAGUCUGAGACCUCCCUCACCCCCGAAAACCUCUCCAUGAAGGCGCCCAGAACCGAAGACCCGACUACAGUUAAAAAGGAAGAAGAUGACAAGUGGGAGAGCCCUGAUUUUAAAUACAAAAUGUUCAGACGAGAGCGCAAAGAGUCAUUACCUGAGCAGUCCGACGACUGCUCGCCUUCUUUCCAGAAAUCCCCCGUUGACGUUCUUAUCAAAGUUUUUCCAAGGAAGAGUCGUCAGGAGAUCGAAGCAAUCCUAUCGCGCUGCAAAGGGGAUGUCGUCGCCGCGAUGGAAAUGAUGAUAAAUGGAACCGAGCCACCUACGAACGCUUACAAUAUGACGCAAGAAUCUCCUCCUUAUAUGCAAAACUAUCAGUCGAAAUCCGCUUUUUCACCACUGUCGAAUCAGAGUUUUAAAUUUUCCCCUUCUCGGAGGUUCCUGACGCCGCCAUACAGCGGGACAGGGUACCUGCCGACGGUGAUCCGGCCACCACCGGAAUACCUGUCGGGGUUCAUGCCGCCGGCCGAGCUGAUGUACGGCAGACAGAUGCCCGUACCCUCGCCCGGGACCUCGCCGCGCUCCGACAACACCAACACUGAAUUCUCCGACUAGGGGUACCCGCAUUGGACAGUACUGUGAAGUGCUGAUUAAGGACUUGUGAUUAUAUAUGAAUGUUAUGCUUACUUAGUAAAAUUAUACUUGACAACAAGAAAUAUGUGGUCAACGGUUGAAAAAAUCUGCCCAUCAAGAAUUAUUAUGAUGUGACGACAGUUUGCUUAAGACGAUUUAUGUUUAUAUCGAUCAUAUUUAAAAGCUUAUCAUCACUAAGGAUUUAAGAAUUUAAGGAUCCAUGCUCAAUGCAAAUACUAGUACAUUCUACAUCUUAGAUUUAUCUACUAAUGUUUAGUACCCAUUCUCAAGCUAGUACUUAAAUAGAUUAAAGUAUAAGGAGUAUACGAUGUUCGCAAAAGUAUUUACGUGACCAUAAUGUAAUUAGAGUCUAAUCUAACACCUUAACAGUCAUAAAAUAAAGGUAAAAACUUU
Molecule: messenger RNA, 8025 nt
Organism: Cydia pomonella (codling moth)
Lineage: Eukaryota; Metazoa; Arthropoda; Insecta; Lepidoptera; Tortricidae
Gene: dmrt99B
Product: doublesex- and mab-3-related transcription factor A2
Exons: 4
Coding region: 6463-7593 (376 amino acids)
Biological process (GO): sex differentiation; regulation of transcription by RNA polymerase II
Cellular component (GO): nucleus
Molecular function (GO): DNA-binding transcription factor activity, RNA polymerase II-specific; RNA polymerase II cis-regulatory region sequence-specific DNA binding; protein binding
Source: RefSeq, a predicted model, not a curated record